Messenger RNA from Malassezia globosa CBS 7966, 3399 nucleotides. RefSeq lists its product as uncharacterized. The transcript has a single exon. Gene Ontology annotation, molecular function: protein binding. Lineage: Eukaryota; Fungi; Basidiomycota; Malasseziomycetes; Malasseziales; Malasseziaceae. The coding region runs from base 1 to 3399 and encodes 1132 amino acids. The record is from RefSeq and is a predicted model, not a curated record.
AUGUCGACGCAGCCUGUCGAGUACGUGUAUGCGCUCUACAACUUUGAUGCGGAGAAUCCAGAUGAAGUGAGUUUCCGUGUCGGUGAGCGGGUACUGGUAGUUGAGAAGGACGACGCAUAUGGUGAUGGUUGGUUCCAAGGGACGAAUGAGCGUGGCGAGACCGGCCUUUUUCCGUUCUCGUACACGACGUACGACGAGUCUGCCGCCAUGACUAUGCUGAAUGGGGCUAUGUCGCGCCGUUAUCAGCACUCGCCGCACAUCGGCUCCCCAACGAUGGGAAUGGCCCAGUUGCAGCAACCAGAGCAACAAGAGCCAUUGUCAUCGACGGCUUCGCCCGUCACGCAUGCCUCGGGCCCCGCUACGUCCGGCAUGGCAACUAACUCGCAUGCUGUCCCUGAUGAACGUGGUGUCAUGCACUCGACAAUGAACGACAUCGAGAACGCGCUCUCGGAGCUGCAUACUACGCAACCACCCCAGCAAAUGCAGCCACAGUCACAGGACCAGCCUUCCCUUCGCAACAUUUCAUCGCCCUCGCAACAGCUGCCGUCUGAUAUGGAUGAUCCGAUUGAGCGCGAUUUCCAGGCGCGCGCUGCAGCGCGCGCCGAGCUUGCGAGGAAUGCGCAGAAGAGCCUGCAGUCUCAAGAGCCGCCGUGGGACACGCCAUCUGGCGUCGGUGAGCCAGGCAGUAUUUCCAAUGCGAGGCAGAUGCAAUCGUCGUCGCAGCAGGGAGUGGUGCCUUUGGCCAUGCUGGAGAUGAGCGAUGAUAGUGAGCUGGAUGACGACGAGGACGUGGCCUCUGUCGGUCCCUCUGCUGAUCCCAAUGACAAUCGCAUGAACCCAUUGUAUUCACAAUUGCCAGCAAACCAACAGCGUGGCAUGACACCCACGUCACCACCACUUUCUUCUCUGUCGCUGCCUCAACAGCAGCAGCAGCAGCAGCAACAGCAGCAACAGUCCCCUGCUGGAUUAUAUGCUGGUGGUGGCAUUCGCAGUCCAAGCGCAUCGCAGCCGUCUCACUCUGUCCAGUCGUCGCACCAGGAGGCUAUCUCCUCGCAACCGCCCAAUCAAGGCACCGAUGUCGCCAAGCACACAUACUCUCAGUCUGUGUCGGCCUCAUAUGUGCCACCACGCGAUCCCGUGCUUCCCGUCUCUGAGCCACAGGUGCCAAACCGCAUGCCUGACGUCUCAGCUGCACAGGAACCGGCGGAUGAACCGGCUGCAGAGGCGACGUCCGACCCACUCUCGUGGUCCAUCGACGAUGUGGUGGACUGGGCCAUAUCAAAGGGCUUUGACGAUCAAAUCACGAACAAGCUCCGCGAGCAUGAGGUAAACGGUGUAACGCUUUUGUCCCUGGACAUUCACACGUUGCGGGAAAUUGACAUCAUCGCUUACGGUCGUCGUUUCAGGGUCGCUAAUUGCAUUGAUGAGCUGCGUCAUGGAACACCAAUGUCGCCAUCCGCCACGUCCCCUCGCGAUGCUUCUUCGCGCAUGCCCUACAACACGUCGACGAUGCCUCGUUCCGUGUCCGCGACAGCAGCACCGCUUUCGCCUAUGUCGCCUCGUCCCAGUGGCACAGAGUUGCCUCUUUCCCCUGUGCACCGGGACCAUCAACAUGCGCCUGUGUCACCGGGGAUCAGGAGCCCUUCGCAACUGCAGCAGCAGCAGCAGCAGCAGCAACCAAUGCCGUAUUCGCAGUCAACGCCCAAAUUGCAAGACCCGCACGCGUUGGCACCUGCGACAGAACGUGCACCUUCGUCGCUGGGCCCCCCGAUCCAAGAGGCCACUCCUGGUUUCUCGAGCUCUGGUGCACAAAGUGGCGAUGGCUCUAUGAACCAAGCUGCGCCUCCCGUGGGUUUGUCGCCAUCGAUCGCUGGUAAUGCAGUGACCAACCCUCGUAGUGCAAGCCCGGCCUUGAACAUGUCAGCGCCGCAAUCCGCUCAAUCGCCAGGUGCUACUGCAUUCGCUGCGCCUGUGCCCGAGUCUGCGCGUGCUUCUGCACCUGGCUUUGGUAUGCCUCGCUCGGCUUCUACACGCACGAAUAACGUGCCAAGCCAGCCACUACCUCAGUCCAGUCCGAUGGGCUACAUGCAAUCCCAUGGCAACCCACUGCCAUCCUUCGGGUCCGGCGAGGGUAUGAAUCUGAACCAGCGUGGCCCGUCGCCCAUUCCAUCCGCGUCAGUUGCACCCAACUCCGCUCCCAUGGAGCAGCAGGAUCUCUUAUGGCAGCAAAACCGUCAGCGCAUGGAGAACGCGCCACCUACGAUGGUCCCAGGAGGCCCACAAGAGCAAGCAGGAAUGACCAACAAGGUCGUGACGCCCAUGCCAGCGACGCCGCCAGUCGUGCCCCCGGCGGCGCCAUCGGCGGCACCCGUGGGUGUGCCUAGAGACAUGGCCCCCGAACCCGUGUCUGCAACAGGAAUGCCUGGUAUGCCCAGUACGAUGCCAAGCCAAAGCCCGCUGCCGACAAUCACCCCGGGCUCUGGCAUCCCCGGUGGCCAGCCGCCGAGCAUGGGUGCGCCGUGGGGAUCACAGCCUAGUGCGGUAAUGCCUUCAGGGCCGGGUACGCCUAGCCGAAGUGGUCCUGGCCCGAAUGUGCCCCCAAUGUCAAUGCAGCAACAGGGCACUCCAACGCUAGCCACACCCCGAACUAUGCCGCCAACAGGCACGCCCGUCGGCAAGCCAGGCUUUAUGAACACAAUUAACAGCUAUGGGCCAAGCGGACCACCACGCACCGCCUUGCAAAGCAAUCCGGCUAUGGGCACAGCAGCAACAACAGCGCUGUCGAUGCUACCAUACACGAAGGGCGGACAUCGACCGCAAGGCUUGCUGACAGGCACAGAGAACCAUCGCGCUGGCGAGGCGGGAGGUGGUCGCCCAACGGAGCGACAAACGGUUCUGAACCGUCUUGGUCAAAUCGAUCGGCAAGGCUGGAUCAAGAAGCGCGGGGACCGCUACAACAGGUGGAACAGCCGGUAUCUGGUACUGCAUGGAAUGGACCUCAUUGUGCUGCGCGAUCCUAGUGCAGACAAGGUCAAGAACCUGAUUCCCUUGCAUGGCUACAAGGUGGUGUCGGACGAAUCUGCUGGAAGCGGCUUCAGUUUCAAGAUUGUGCAUGACACGGAACGGACGCACCACUUCAGCCUCGACGACGAGGUCGCUCUACGUGGCUGGAUGAAGGCCAUUAUGAAGGCGACCAUCGGCCGCGACCUCUCUCAACCUGUGAUUUCUUCCUACAGCAACAUGACUAUGACACUGGAAGAGGCACAGCGCCUCCGUCCGCGUCCACCAAGUCCCACCAGCCGCAUGCGUGUGCAGCUGGAGAAUGCCCGCUUCAACCCGGGCCAGCUGACGUCCAAGGAUGCCAUGGUGCUGACGUCACUCGACAAGGGUGCCAACUAA